AUGUCUCAGCGGUCGCUCGUGGCGGGUGUAGUCUCGUUCUACAUGUCUGCGGCACUGGUGAUGGUGUUUGUAAACAAGGCUGUCCUCAAUGGGUCUCCCAGUCUUCCGCUGUUGUUCUUGCUCAAUCAGCUAGUCCUUGCGGUCAUCCUUCUCCAUGGCGCUGCCUUCGUCACUCCCAAGGUUGAGAUCCCACAGCUGAAGCUCGAGACCGCCAAGAAACUCGUUCCGGUCACGUUCGUUAACGUGUCCGGACUGGUCUUCAACAUCCUUUGUCUUCGAGGUGUUGAGGCGUCGUAUUUUCAGAUUGCCAGAGGACUUGUCCUCCCGUUAACCAUCGGCGUAUCCUCAGCGCAUAGUCGUUCCAUCCCAUCUGUCCGGGUCCUCCUGGCCGCAUUCAUCGUUACCUUCGGUUUCUUCAUCGGUGUGGCACCGGACGCGGCGACGACACAGCAACUUCGGGAGGCCCCAAGCCAACUAUCUAUCUUCUACGGCGUACUUUCGUCGCUGUUUAUCGCCAUUCACGCAGUUCUCAUCAAGAUAUCGCUGCCCCAUGCCGGGAACUCCACCAUUCAGCUCGCAUACUGGCAAAACCUUGGUUCUGCCAUACUCUUGGCCCCUUUCAUCCUCUUCCAAGGAGAACUUUCGGAGCUCUCCGAACUCUAUCGCGACCCGGACUGGAACUCGAAGAUAUUUGUCUGGGGUAGCCUCGUCACCGGCGUGUUCGGCUUCCUGCUGUGUGUUGCCGGGUUGCUCAGUAUCAAGGUUACUAGCCCGGUGACGCACAUGUUCUCGAGCGCCGCGCGCUCAGCCAUUCAGACACUCCUCGGGGUCUGGUUGUUCAACGACCUCCUAUCGACGAACCGUGUUGCCUCCAUCCUCGUAAUCGCCGCCGGGACGAUGUACUACACAUGGGUCAAGUCUGUCGAGACUGCGCCUCCUCCGCCUUCGCCCCGCGAUGAUGUCGAAGCGUCAGCCGCCAAUCGUCUCAAUCGCAUCGGGGAAGACGAGAUGGUCGACAUGCAGGCGGAGAAGAAGAGCCAUCCAGCUUAG
Dichomitus squalens LYAD-421 SS1 is the source of this 1050-nucleotide messenger RNA. RefSeq lists its product as uncharacterized. Gene Ontology annotation, cellular component: Golgi apparatus. Gene Ontology annotation, molecular function: antiporter activity. Bases 1 to 1050 code for a protein of 349 amino acids. The record is from RefSeq and is a predicted model, not a curated record. Lineage: Eukaryota; Fungi; Basidiomycota; Agaricomycetes; Polyporales; Polyporaceae. Gene Ontology annotation, biological process: GDP-fucose import into Golgi lumen; protein O-linked glycosylation via fucose. The transcript has 6 exons.